UCCGUGUCCGCUCUUUCGCUGCUUCGCCGUGUCUGUUAGAAAUCUGAAGUCCAGCACUGAGUCGGGCUUCUUCACUCAGCUCCCCGAGUUCAUAGCUGUCUGUGUGGAAGCUGAACGCAGGGUCGUUGGCCUCUGCGGUGAAAUCAACAUGGCUCCGCUGAAGUUCUGUGCGAAUAUUUCCUGGCUCUUCACGGAACUGCAAGACUUCAGCCACAGAAUAUACGCGGCUGCCGCGGCUGGGUUUCAGGCUGUGGAGGCAGCCUGGCUCUACGACUGCGAACUGCAGGAGCUCCAGAGGGCUAGAGAGGCUACAGGAGUGGACGUGGUCCUUAUCAACACUCCGCCCGGAGAUGUAAAGGCAGGGGAUCUUGGUCUGGGAGCGAUUCCUGGCAGAGAGGCUGAGUUCAGACAGGGUCUGGAUCUGGCUGUGAAGUAUGCAAAAGCUUUGGACUGCAAAAGGAUCCACCUGAUGGCAGGGAGGGUUCCUGUGGGCUCACACAGGACAGCAGUUGCCAAGGAGAUGGAGGCCAUCUUUGUACAGAACCUAAAUUAUGCUGCUGAUGUCCUCUCAAAGGAAGGAAUCACUGGUUUGAUUGAACCAAUUAACACGAGGAUCACAGAUCCCAGGUAUUUCCUGGACUCUCCUCAUCAGGCGGCAGGAAUCCUGGAGAAGGUUGGGAGGCCGAACAUCAAGCUGCAAAUGGAUCUUUUUCACUGGCAAAUAAUGGACGGAAACCUGACAGAGAACAUACACAAGUAUUUCCCCAUGAUUGGUCAUGUUCAGAUCGCUCAGGUUCCAGGCAGGAAUGAGCCUGACAGCGCCGGAGAGCUCAACUACAGCUAUCUGUUCAACACUCUGGAGACAUACGACUACCAGGGAUACAUCGGCUGUGAAUACAAGCCACUAGGCUCCACACAGCAGGGUCUGGGUUGGAUCAAGGAUUACUGGACACACAGGAAGUGAGGACACAGGUGACUCAACCACAAACCUGUGAAUCCGAGUCACUGAGCGAUUAAUGACAGUUAAAGACCCUCUGAUGGAAAUCAACUGUUUAACAUCCACAUGAUGUUUUUAUAUAAUACAAGACAUAUGAGUGAAAUAAUCGUCAACACCAGUGUUUCCACCUUGAACUGCAGUGAACCAAUGACAGUCUCAUAAAAACAGAUUCAGACAGCCAGGGUUUCAUACGUCACAAACCUAAGAAACCAAUCCUGGGAGGCAGAGGUUAAACAUGUUAUAGGGUGAUAAUAAUAAUAUAUGAUAAAACUAUAAAAAUCUUUAGGUUACCAGAUAUAUCAGUUCCCAGGUGAGA
Molecule: messenger RNA, 1313 nt
Organism: Seriola dumerili (greater amberjack)
Lineage: Eukaryota; Metazoa; Chordata; Actinopteri; Carangiformes; Carangidae
Gene: hyi
Product: hydroxypyruvate isomerase (putative)
Exons: 8
Coding region: 149-964 (271 amino acids)
Biological process (GO): glyoxylate metabolic process
Molecular function (GO): hydroxypyruvate isomerase activity
Source: RefSeq, a predicted model, not a curated record